AUGUCAACAUUUAUCGCUUCACUUUAUAAUUACCUCCGAAGAUUACACUAUUUGGGACGUAAUUUUAGCGGGGCAGCUCAUGUUGAAGUAUGGUUUGGUGGUACAAAAAUGUCUGUAUCCGAAUUACUUUAUAUUGUCGCAGAAGAAUUUAAUGUUUCACCAAAAAUGCUCUAUGAAGUACUGCGUGAUUUGGAUCAUAUAAUUACGGAAGCAACAGAUCCGAAAGUAAAAUUAAGCAUUGAAGAAAUUCAAAAUCGUCGUCGAGAUCGAAUUUCACGUACGGAAAAUCGUGAAUAUAUCAAUAAUGGUAUUCGAAUGGUAGAAAUCAAAGAUUCAUUAAAUCCACAAAAUACACAUGCAAGUUUUGCAUUCAAUUAA
Messenger RNA from Acanthocheilonema viteae, 378 nucleotides. The record is from the annotation of a GenBank genome assembly. Lineage: Eukaryota; Metazoa; Nematoda; Chromadorea; Rhabditida; Onchocercidae.